CCAGGUCAUAUAAGCGGUCGUAUCGCAUCAUUGCACAUGACAGCAUACUGUUUCGAUGUACUCUAUGCUGCACUACGCAAUCAUCAAGCUCCUAAAAUACCUCCAACAAUUCCAAACGAAAAAUAUCCGCUGUUUGUCACCUGGAAGAAGGGAUAUGAUCGGCGUUUACGCGGUUGCAUUGGAACGUUCACUAACCUUGUGUUGCAUAAAGGCCUACAUGAAUAUGCUAUUAUAAGUGCCUUCAAAGAUUCACGUUUUGAUCCUAUCAAUUUGCAUGAAGUUGAUCAGUUACAUUGUACUGUGAGCAUUUUAAUUAAUUUCGAAAAAGCUCGAGAUUAUCGCGAUUGGGUUGUUGGCAUUCAUGGCAUCAGGAUUGAAUUUCAAGACAGUCAUCAUUAUCGUGAUGCUGUGUAUCUCCCAGAAGUUGCUAGUGAACAAGGUUGGGAUCAUGCAGAAACGAUAGAUAAUUUGAUGCGAAAGGGCGGUUAUCGUGGGCAUAUCUCGGAAGAAACACGGAUGAAAGUGAAUGUUGUCAGAUUUCAGUCUGACAAAGUUUUAAUGAGUUACCAGGAAUAUGUAGAUUAUAAAUCAAGUUACGGUGAACCAGUGCUGACCGAUCCCGGUGGACGCCGAGGUCUUUUCCAUUCUUGUAGGCCUUAAUACAAUUUCUUCGCAGCAACUCAGAACAAAGGCAAUUGUAGCAAAUAGCAGUUUUAGCCUGUAUUUAAAAAGAACUGUCUUCUUUCUGUCAGUGUCAUCGACUGGCAAGUUUUAUUCGGCAUUUCAUGCACUCUUGGUUUUGGAGUCGUGAUUAACAACUGUUAAUAGCUGCUUUGCUUUGGGGAAUGAUCAUAAAUGAC
Messenger RNA from Loa loa (African eye worm), 860 nucleotides. RefSeq lists its product as hypothetical. Bases 37 to 660 code for a protein of 207 amino acids. Lineage: Eukaryota; Metazoa; Nematoda; Chromadorea; Rhabditida; Onchocercidae. The record is from RefSeq and is a predicted model, not a curated record. The transcript has 6 exons.